Aaosphaeria arxii CBS 175.79 is the source of this 2059-nucleotide messenger RNA. RefSeq names its product flotillin domain-containing protein. The transcript has 3 exons. Gene Ontology annotation, cellular component: plasma membrane. The record is from RefSeq and is a predicted model, not a curated record. The coding region runs from base 83 to 1579 and encodes 498 amino acids. Lineage: Eukaryota; Fungi; Ascomycota; Dothideomycetes; Pleosporales. Gene Ontology annotation, biological process: protein localization to plasma membrane.
CUCGUCAAAUCACAAAGCCUACCCCAAUAAACAUAAUCUAGAUACUACUUACCCUCCCCUUCAAGGACUGAUCGACGACACAAUGUGGUACCAUGUCGCUGAACCCAAUUCCUACCUCGUGAUAACGGGUGUAGGGAUUGACAAAGUACUCAUCAAGAAGAAGGCCUUCCUGUUCCCAUUCCAGAAAGUCUCCAAAAUAAGCAUUACACCUUUCGACUUCUCGAUGAACAUCCAAGCAAUGACAAUCGAAAAGUUGAAAUUCAGCCUUCCGGCAGUCUUCACCAUCGGCCCUCAAGACACUAGGGAGGCAUUGGAGAAAUAUGCCGUACUUCUGACAGGCGAAUCGGAUGGCAAAGCUACUCAACCUGCAUCCAAGGGCGCUGUCGCCGUUGCAGCUGGCCGCAAUCAUGUACAAGAUAUCGUCAAAGGUAUCAUAGAGGGAGAAACACGCAGUAUUGUUUCCACUAUGACUAUGGAAGAGCUCUUCCGUGAGCGCAAAGUCUUCAAGGACAAAGUCAUACAACAAGUACAAAGCGAAUUGGACCAGUUUGGACUUUGUUGCUAUAACAGCAACGUAAAAGAGCUUCAGGAUACGCCCGGCUCCGAAUACUUUGCCUUCUUGUCACGCAAAGCCCACGAGGGUGCCUUGAACCAAGCAAAGGUUGAUGUUGCUGAUGCACGCAUGCGUGGUGAGGUUGGUGAAGCAGAGAAGCAAGGAAAGACCAAGCAAGAGGUGGCAAAGAUCCAUGCUGCUACUGCAGUAUUGGAAACCGAAAGGAAAGGCGAGAAAGCUACUGCUGACGCCAAGUUGACCGAAAAGGAGAUCAGCAUCGAGAAGGAGCUUAACCUCGCCCGUAUCAAUGCUCAAAGAGAGGCGGAGGCUCGGGAUGCAGAGCUCAAUACCAAUGUAGAGAAGAAGAAGGCAGUCAUGGAACUCGAGCGCCUUCGAGCGACGACCGUGACACAGGCAAAAAUCGACAAGGAGUCAUCUCAAGAGAAGGCGGAUGCCGAACUGUAUGCUCAGGAGAAAGCAGCCGAGGGCCAGAAGUUUACACAGAUGGCAGAAGCCGAAGCAGCAGCUUUCCGGCUCCUGAAAGAUGCUGAAGCAAGCAACCAAGCCAAAGAGCGCGACGCAGAGGCUAACUUUUAUGCUGCCAAACGUGCUGCAGAGGCCAACUUCUUCAAACAGGAACGCGAGGCUGAAGCUCGAUUGAUCACUCAACAACGUGAGGCGGAGGGACUGUCUGCCAUGGCAAAGGCAUAUGGCGACAUGGCUGGCGUCCUCGGGGGCCCGCAAGGCCUAUUGCAGUACCUCAUGCUGCGGGACGGCACGUAUGAGUCACUUGCGCAAGCAAACGCGAAAGCUAUUCAGGGAUUGCAGCCUAAGAUCAAUGUUUGGAACACAGGUUCGCCAGGAGAUGGCACGGCAGACCCAGCAGCGCCGAUCAGGAAUUUAUUCCAGUCUCUCCCACCACUUCUCAGCACGAUUCAUGAUCAGACCGGGAUGCAGCCGCCCUCGUGGCUUGCCCAAAUGCCACAAGAGCAGCUGAACGGUCACAAUCCAAAGACCUUGACCUAAAGGAUAGCAACGACACUCGGAGAAAAGGUUUGCAAAUCAGCUGGCUAUCAACAUUUCCUUUGUUUGAUUUUUAGACAUGAUGUAUCUAUACCCACUUCAAUGUUUCUGUCAUCCGAUCUCGAAUAGUGUUGCUCAAACUCUCACUACUCCAUAAUCUGUGGACUAAGAGGAGUCGACUUAAUCUCUACAUCAAGAUUCUCAUCAAAGUACCUUAUGUACCUAUAGAAUGUGUUAUUAUGAUUUUCCCAGUCAUUUGCCCGUGCUUAUUUGCGAUAAAGCGAUACACGUUUGAAUAUGGUCCAUAUUGGGCCACUCAGAUCGUGUAGAUCCCGAGCGAAAGGUAUUGCCUAUCCUGACACCGCGGAGCCAGAACGCGAUCCCACAGAUCAAUUUGUACCCUCGCUUCUAGAUGUACAGUUCAAACUGUCUUCUUCCUAUGCCAACGUUUCCAAUAUCGAUUAAAGGUAGACAGGAGGCGUU